ACGCUGACGUGAAGCAGGACGAGGGAAGUGGUCUCCAUCACUCUCUGAGGACCCGAGGACAAAGAGUUAAACUCGAGGUCUCUUAUUCUGACAUGGAUCCAAAGACCAGCUCCCCUGUGAAUGAAGACAAGGCUGGAGGAUGCUGCACCAGGAAAUCGUCCAGACUACAAAGAGAGGGGAAAGCAUCCAGUGGUAAACAGCAAGCAGAUGUUCCAGAUGAAGUAGAGGGGUCGUCCACUCCCAAGAGGAGCCGCUUUAAUCUACAGAGCCGAGAAGAGGAGGAGGAAGAGGAGGAUCGAUCAGUGCGACGUAGUUCCCGAAUCACCAGAUACAAACUGAAUUCCCGCAACCAGUCAGUGCUCUAUGACCGCCUCAUCACCAACACUGCUGAAGCUGUUCUCCAGAAGAUGGACGACAUGCAGAAGAUGAGACGCAGACUGAGAGAUAGAGACACUAAAGAAGAGCUCGGCAUGUACACCCGGGGAAGAAUGAGAAGCUCUCUGAGGACGAAUGUGGACAGUAAAGAUACUGAGGAGGAGAACCAAGGAGGGGAUGAGGCCGAUCACGAUGAAGAGGAGGAGGAAGAUAGAGAAGAAGAUGAUGAGGAGGAAGAAGAUGAAGAAGAUGACGAUGAAGAUGGCGAGGAUGAGGAAGAAGAAAAUCAGAGGCGUUAUGACUUCAGACAGCGAAAGACUGUUGUUCGCUACCAGGCCCCACAGGAUGAACCCAGAGAGCCCAGGAAGCGCAGCAUGUACUUCAAAGACCACUCAUCUCCUACCAGACGCAGGUUUAGAUUCAGCUCCACGGCCCCCAGGAGCCCCUACAAUAGAAGAACCAGCAGGAGUAGUUCUGAGAGAAGGAGACACGCCAUCCACAGUAGUGACUCCACUUCCUCAUCUUCAGAUGAUGAGCAGUUCCAGAGACGUAGAAGUAAGAACAGGAGCAGGUCAGUCAACAGAUGUCUGCCAAUGAACCUUGUGAAAGAAGACUUGCUGGGGAUCCACAAGGACAGGAUGAAGAUUGGAGCCAGCCUCGCUGAUGUAGACCCCAUGCAGAUAGACAGGACGGUGCGGUUUGAAAGCAUUGGAGGUUUGAGUAGACACAUCUCAGCACUGAAGGAGAUGGUGGUCUUCCCUCUCCUCUACCCAGAAGUCUUUGAGAGGUUCAAGAUACAGCCUCCCAGGGGGUGUCUAUUUUACGGUCCUCCAGGCACUGGAAAAACCCUCGUAGCCAGAGCACUGGCCAAUGAGUGCAGUCAGGGGGAAAGAAGAGUGUCUUUCUUUAUGAGGAAAGGAGCUGACUGCCUCAGUAAGUGGGUGGGAGAAUCUGAGAGACAGCUGAGACUGCUUUUUGAUCAGGCAUACCAGAUGCGUCCGUCCAUCAUCUUCUUCGAUGAGAUUGAUGGUUUGGCUCCAGUCAGGUCUAGUCGUCAGGACCAGAUCCACAGUUCCAUUGUGUCAACCCUGUUGGCUCUUAUGGAUGGAUUAGACGCUAGAGGAGAAGUCGUUGUGAUAGGAGCUACAAACAGACUGGACUCCAUCGACCCAGCUCUGAGAAGACCAGGACGCUUCGACAGAGAGUUCCUCUUCGGCCUGCCAGACAGGGAGGCGAGGAAGGACAUUCUGAAGAUCCACACCAGACAGUGGACUCCACCACCUUCUGACACUUUUCUAGAAGAACUGGCAGAUAAAUGUGUUGGUUAUUGCGGAGCAGACAUCAAGGCAGUGUGUUCAGAGGCUGCCCUGUGUGCACUGCGGCGGCGCUACCCACAAAUCUACUCCUCAUCGCAGAAACUAGUGCUUGACAUCAACUCCAUCGCUAUCACAAACAAAGACUUUAUGUCCGCCAUGUCCAAGAUGGUGCCUGCUUCCCAGAGGGCAGUUGUAUCACCAGCCAAGGCCCUGAUACCUGCCAUUCGUCCUCUGCUGAGCGCCGCCCUGCAGGACAUUCUCCACACAGUCAGAAGAGUGUUCCCACAUGCUGAACAAGGCUUAAAGAGGAAGAAAGAACAAGAUGUGGCCUGUGGUGUGUCUGAGGAUGAUCUGAUGUUCAGUGACGAUGAGGACUCUGAAGUCCACUCCAAUGGCUCUCACUUCCAACUCAAAACACCUGCUGCUAAGGGUCAACUCAACCUCAACAGGAGUGUGCUGAGCCACCCAACCUCCUACCGUCCCAGGCUGCUGUUGGAGGGCAGACCAGGCUCAGGUCAGAGCUCCCACCUGGCUCCAGCUGUCCUCCACGCUCUGGAGAAAUUCACUGUGUACACACUGGACAUGGCCGUGUUGUUUGGAGCCAGUGCAACUGCACCGGAAGAGACAUGUGCUCAGAUCUUUGUUGAAGCGAAGCGGACCUCUCCCAGUAUCCUGUACAUCCCUCACAUUGGACAGUGGUGGGAAACAGUGGGUCCAGCCUUAAGGGCCACCUUCCUCAGCCUGCUCAGCUCCAUCCCUGCCUUCGCUCCUAUAUUGCUUCUGGCUACGUGCAGCCUGCAGUAUGACCAACUCAGUGUGGAGGUGCAGGAGUUGUUUCGUGUAGAGUAUGGAGAGGUUUUCCAUGUCCAGGUCCCCACCACCAGAGAAAGAAGAAACUUCUUUGAGGAUCUGAUCCUCAAUCAAGCUGCCAAGGCCCCCACCUCAAAGAAGAAAGCUGUGCUCCAUGCAUUGGAGGUGCUUCCUGUCGCCCCUCCGCCUCCUCCGCGUAAGCUGACAGAAGAGGAGAUCCAACGAUUGGAGGAGCAGGAAGAAGAUACCCUAAGGGAGCUCCGCCUCUUCCUGCGUGAUGUCACCAACCGCCUUUCCCAAGAUAAACGCUUCAAGGCUUUUACAAAGCCUGUGGAUUUAGAAGAGGUACCAGAUUACGCUGAAGUGAUCAAGAAGCCUAUGGACCUGUCAACAGUUCUCUCUAAUGUCGACCUCCAUCGUUAUGGGACGGUCAAAGAGUUCCGCCAAGACGUAGAUCUCAUCUGGCAGAAUGCCCUCGAAUACAAUCCAGACAGAGACCCCUCAGACCGCCAGAUCCGCCACAGAGCAUGUGCAUUGAAGGACACCGUCCAUGCUAUCAUCAGAGAUGAACUGGAUGAAGAUUUUGAGAAGAUUUGUGAGGAGAUCCAAGUGUCGCGCAGCACAAGAGAUUGCUCGACUGUCCAGUUUGCUCCCUCCUUCUACCACGUCCUUCCCAAACAGUCCAGACCUCCGGCUGAGGCCAAGGUCACUGACAUGACCCCACAAAGAGAGGCUGGACCCACAGCUGCAAUUACUCCCAGUACAAGUGCCUCUGCUGUUACAAUGCUUAGAAACACAGCCCAGAAGAAGAAAAGACGAAAGAGUCGCUGGUCCACCGGCUUCUACGCAAAGAGGAAGUCUUCCUCCUCUCCUCACACGUCCAGAGACGACACACACUUGGGGUCGGAUGAGGAAGAGGAAGAUGGGGACGACGAGGAAGAGGUUGAGAAGGGAGCAGGAGCAGAUUGUAAUGAGGAGACUGGAGGAGAGGAGGAGCAGAUGGUGGUUGAUGUAGAGUCAGGGCCUGCACCAGCUCAGGAGGGAAGAGAGGAGAUGAGUCAGGCUGCUGAAGACAGAGAUGGUGACCAGACACAGAAAGACAAAGAAGAUGUGGAUAAAGCUGUCUCAGAUCAACCAGGACAGUCGGAGGAAAACAACAAAGCGUUGACAGGAAAGGCAGGAAAUGAGAACAGUGAAACCAUUUCAGUGAACACUAACCAGGACAGUCACACUGAGACAGAGGGAGAUACCCAGGGACAAUCCAAUACAGAGGAGAGUCAAACUAAUAGCCAAAAGCUGACAGAAACUGAGACCAACAAAUGUCAAACUGCAAUAGAGGCAGAUGACAAGAACAUGAAGGUAGUUACUGUAGAGGAGGCAGAGCAGAACGGCCCCACUGAACCAAUGGAGGUGGAAGCAACACAAAUCUCAACCGCAGACGCCUCUGAAGCUUUCAGAGCGGAGGAGGACACAGGCCCAGAUCGGAGCGUGAGGCGCAUUACUCGGGCUCUAAAGAACGCUGUGCUGCAGCAGCAGAUGAUCGAUGUGGACAAGGCUCUGCAGAUCCUGGACCAGGAAACUCCUCCUCUGGUUGUGGACAGUGACAAAUUAAAGGAGCUCUUGGAGAGAGUGGUGACAAAGACCGAAGGCUAUGAGGUGUACAAGCUGGAGAAACUCUACGCUCUGCUCUGUCAGAGCAUCUAUAGGCACCGACGAGACUACAACAAAACAGCACUAAUACAGGAGUUGGAACAGGAGAUUGAAGACUUCUGUUGACUCUACAGGAACUAAAACGUGACCAGUUAUUAUGCUCAUCAUGUUAUAGCUGUGUAAAUAUACAAACACUGGUUCUAUUUUCAUAGAAACCUACAGGCACAUCUAUUUGUGCAUUAGCAAAAUCUUUGUAUUACCUGUUUUGUUUAUAUUUAAUUAAAUGGUUUUCCUCUAA
Molecule: messenger RNA, 4449 nt
Organism: Morone saxatilis (striped sea-bass)
Lineage: Eukaryota; Metazoa; Chordata; Actinopteri; Moronidae
Product: ATPase family AAA domain-containing protein 2-like
Exons: 29
Coding region: 93-4277 (1394 amino acids)
Biological process (GO): positive regulation of transcription by RNA polymerase II
Cellular component (GO): nucleus
Molecular function (GO): chromatin binding; ATP hydrolysis activity; ATP binding
Source: RefSeq, a predicted model, not a curated record